Messenger RNA from Tripterygium wilfordii, 863 nucleotides. RefSeq names its product putative phosphatidylglycerol/phosphatidylinositol transfer protein DDB_G0282179. Gene Ontology annotation, biological process: intracellular sterol transport. The transcript has 4 exons. The record is from RefSeq and is a predicted model, not a curated record. Gene Ontology annotation, molecular function: sterol binding. NCBI's taxonomy places the organism in Eukaryota, Viridiplantae, Streptophyta, Magnoliopsida, Celastrales, Celastraceae. Bases 86 to 556 code for a protein of 156 amino acids.
AACCGGAGUUGUCUUCUCGUCAUGCAAUAUCUCUCUGUCAAUCUUGCGGACUAAGAAACCCUUAGUUUGUUAAGCUUUGGAGACAAUGGAGAUGAUUCAGUCCAAGCUGAUUGUUCCUCUGUUGAUGUUGAUAUCGUUUUGUUUGAUGAUUGUUUUGGCUCGAGCCACGGAUGUGAAAUACUGCGAUAAGAAUACUGAGUAUAAAGUUAGGGUGACGGGAGUAGAGAUUUCUCCAGAUCCUGUGGAGAGAGGCGAACGAGCUUCUUUCAGCAUAUCUGCUUCUACAGAUGAAGCAAUCUCUGGAGGUAAAUUAGUGAUCGAAGUUUCAUACUUUGGGUGGCACAUCCACAGUGAGACUCACAACCUUUGUGAAGAGACAGCUUGUCCUGUUUCAACUGGGGAUUUUGUUGUUGCUCACUCACAAAUAUUACCAGGAUUCACCCCACCUGGUUCAUACUCUCUCAAGAUGAAGAUGUAUGACAGAAACAAAAGUGAGCUUACUUGCAUUGCCUUUGAUUUCGCAAUCGGAUUUGCAUCAUCUGUGGCUGCUAGUUAAGUGCUAUGAAAGAAGUUAUCGGCUAUUGGUAAAUGCUUUGUGUACAAAGAAUCAUCCACAGUUCACACCUGGCAUACACUUUCAGCAUUGGUGGAAUAUCUGUUGUCCAUCUUCUUAUUAUUCCAGUAACAUGUUCCUUGAUAUAUCUUAAACCUACCUCAGUUCAUAACUCUCAUGAAUAUCUGUAAAUGUCUAUUCUCUUGUCUAUGAUAUUCCAGAACUACAAGAUUGCAGUUAGUCCUGUCAUUUCAACUUGUAAGAAGCCCUUCUUGUUUAAAAAAUUAGAGCAAUAUUUCCUUUUCGUCUU